AUGAGUCUAUUUGUGGGAAAUAUUUCAAGAAACGUGAGACAAGAGGAUUUGCUAGAGGAGUUUGAUAAGAUCGGUCCCUGUACCAUCAACUUCAAGGGCUCUUUUGCUUUUAUUGAGUACAAAGAAGAGAGAGACGGAGAAGAUGCUAUCAAUGAUUUGAAUGGAAAGGACUUCGGUGGCCAGAAAAUUGCUAUUGAAUGGAGCAAGAGAAGUGGCAGAAAGAGAGAAGACAGCAGAGGUCGUGAGAGAACUGAAAGAGGUGGCGGCGACAGAAGAGGCAACAGAGAUUGCUACAACUGUGGCAAGCCAGGUCACUUCGCUCGUGACUGCAGAGCUAGAAGAAGAACAAGAAGCAGAUCAGGAGAUAGAAGAAGAGGUGGCUUCAGAGGAGGUAGAAAUGACUACAGAAGAAGAGAUGAUAGCAGAGAUAGAAGAAGAGAUGAUAGCAGAAGAAGAGACGACUCUAGAGAAAAUACCAGAAGAAGAGAUGACUCUAGAGACAAGAGAAGAAGAAGAAGCUCAUCAUACAAGAAGAGAUCUACCGAUAGAAAUGAAAGAAAGAGUGUAUCACCAAGAAGUUCUCCAGUUGUCAGAAGAACAUCAGCUGACAGAAAUGGAAAGGACGCCGGUGAUUACAAGAGAAACGAGUCCCCAGAGAGAGAUUGA
Molecule: messenger RNA, 666 nt
Organism: Stylonychia lemnae
Lineage: Eukaryota; Ciliophora; Spirotrichea; Sporadotrichida; Oxytrichidae
Source: the annotation of a GenBank genome assembly